GGUGCGCUUCAAUUAGAAUACGCGUACGAGAGUUGACUUCUUCGUUCCCAGAGAUGGCUCAGGGGCCAGGACAGCACCAGGGGUAUGGAGUGCCUGCUAGUGCUCCCCCACCCAAUGCUCCACUGUUCCAGGACACCAGCGGACUUACGCAGUUCCCUCCGCCCCCGUCCAUGGCGGCAGCUCAGCACCUUAUCAACAACCCCAUGGUGUCGGCAGCCGCCGUGCAGUACGGCAGUGAGUUUGCCCAGCAAGGCCAGGCCUACGUGAACAAAGGAAUCAACAGACUGCUGGCCAUCACCAACCUCAAGACCUACUUUGCAGUGGACACGAGCUAUGUUCUCAAGAAGCUGUCCCUCCUCCUCUUCCCCUACACCCACAGGAACUGGAUGGUGGGGUAUGGGGAAUCUGGGAGGACGUCUCCGAAAGAUGACAUCAAUGCCCCGGACCUAUACAUUCCUGUGAUGGGACUUGUGACGUUUGUUCUGCUGAAUGGAGUGGUGCUGGGGACUCAGAGCAGAUUCACUCCCGAGGCUCUGGGAGUGGCGGGCAGCUCUCUGCUGGCCUGGCUCGCUGCCGAGGUCCUCCUUCUCUGGCUGUGUCUCUACCUGCUUGCCGUCACCUCGCAACUUCGCUGGCUGGACAUCAUAUCAUUCUGUGGUUACAAGUACGUCAGUAUGAUAGUGAGUGUUGGGUUGAGUCUGGUUGGAGGUUCAACGGUCUACUACUGUGCUCUCGGCUACACUGCUUUGGCAAUCACCUACUUCAUGGUAUAUUCCUAUCUCCAGCUGCAUUAUGAACCCAAUAGUCUACCUCUCUGCUACAGAUCCAGAGUCUGAGACUGACAAUUCAGCCUCACGUGGUUGAAGGAGCUAGCAAGCUCCGCAACUACUUCCUGCUGGUGAUGGCUCUUCUCCAGCCAGUCAUGAUGCUCUGGCUCACUCGCUCUCUGGUGACUUUCUCACCUCCCACACCCUCCUCCCUCCUCUAGUCCUCCUGUUGACCUAUGUAUUUAGUAUUUUGAGCAAUCAUCAAUCGUUGUGUAU
Geodia barretti is the source of this 1043-nucleotide messenger RNA. The record is from the annotation of a GenBank genome assembly. Lineage: Eukaryota; Metazoa; Porifera; Demospongiae; Tetractinellida; Geodiidae.